AUGGGUCGCGAGAUGAGGGCGCUCGCCGAGUUUCUGGGCGCCAUCCACGUCGGCGACCUGCCGGGGGUGGCCGACCUGCGCGCGCAGAGGUUCAAGGGCUGCGAGGGCGAGCUGGCCCCUCGGCGCCCCGUCGGUCUCGCAGCUCCGUCGGGGCGGAUGCCGGUCGGCUGGCUGGACGUGCGGCGGGCGAAACUCAGCGGGAUCGAG
Messenger RNA from Prorocentrum cordatum, 207 nucleotides. The record is from the annotation of a GenBank genome assembly. Lineage: Eukaryota; Dinophyceae; Prorocentrales; Prorocentraceae.